Tribolium madens (black flour beetle) is the source of this 4001-nucleotide messenger RNA. RefSeq names its product alanine--tRNA ligase, cytoplasmic (gene AlaRS). Gene Ontology annotation, biological process: tRNA modification; alanyl-tRNA aminoacylation. Lineage: Eukaryota; Metazoa; Arthropoda; Insecta; Coleoptera; Tenebrionidae. The transcript has 5 exons. The record is from RefSeq and is a predicted model, not a curated record. Gene Ontology annotation, molecular function: ATP binding; aminoacyl-tRNA deacylase activity; nucleic acid binding. Gene Ontology annotation, cellular component: cytoplasm; mitochondrion. The coding region runs from base 1025 to 3922 and encodes 965 amino acids.
UAUGGCGGUAUUUUUAGCAUGUGUGAAAUGUAUCAAAUCGACUCCGUAUUUUUUGCUGUUCACAGUCCGGACUUGAGUGCCCUUUUCGCAGUCGUAAAUAACGAUCUGAUCGUCUUCGCUGCACGAAAUUAAAGUCUCACCGCUCGGCGAAAAGUCAAUGCUAUUUAUUUUGUCGGUGUUUUCCCGGAACACUUUCGCCACGCGGAAACUCCUGACAACCUGAUCUACCAGUUUCAUCUUCAUCUGAGAGGCCGUUUUUGGGUCUUUUCCAAGAGAAAAUUGGCGAUUUUAGAGGAAACGUAAACGGUUCCCUAACCCAAACAAAGAAAAUGGCGGAUGAUUUGGUGACACAGACAUAUCCGGUGAAAUAACUAACACACUACUAAUUCCAACCUUGCCAGUUAAUCGACGUCCACACAAAAAUACACCCAAUUAUAUAAGGAGAAAAUAAUUACAAUAAAACGUACAAUUUUAGCGAAAAACGGAAAAACGUGCCAUCAACAGUUGCUGAUUUGACUAAAACCACUCAUGUUGUCCAACAAGUGAGGAAAAGUCACUAGCCGACAUUUGACACUUUUAAAUGUCAGCCCGGCAUACUUUAUUUAUUUUUUCAAUUCUCAAUUAUUUCUUAUGCGAUUGCAAUAAUUCACACAUGUAUUAAAUAAUUUUUAAGCUCUAUAGAUUUUUUAUUUGCGCUCUGUAUUCGAAGUCAGAACAUUUUCUUUUGUUGAAAGUUCAAAAUCACAUACUUUUAAAUUAGAUUUUACUUGGUCAUGAAAAAACGAGGCCCUAAAUCAUCGGCAAUUUAUAAUCAUUUCGCAACUUGUGAAAGGUGCCCUAAUUUCUAAACGUCAGUCUAACCUCAAAACACAGCCAAGUACAUGUGGUGUUGACUCGACUUGUCAAUUUUGUGCAUUUUUAAAAAAUUACACAAGAUCGUGCAACAGUGUUGUUGUUUUCAUCAACUUUAGUUCAAAGUUCAUUCUUGAGAACUGUGUUUUUAACAUUGCAGAACUACCACAUAAUGGAUACUCCUAUGAGCGCUAAAGACGUACGCAAUGCGUAUAUUAAUUUUUUCAAGGAGAAAAACCACGAAUAUGUGCAUUCCUCUUCAACGAUUCCUUUAGAUGAUCCAACUCUAUUGUUUACCAAUGCUGGGAUGAAUCAAUUCAAACCGAUUUUUUUGGGCACUGUUGACCCCAACAGCGAUUUGGCAAAACUCACACGAGCCGUAAAUUCGCAAAAAUGUAUCCGUGCCGGGGGCAAACAUAACGAUUUGGAUGAUGUUGGUAAAGACGUUUACCAUCACACUUUUUUCGAAAUGAUGGGUAAUUGGUCGUUUGGGGACUAUUUCAAGAAGGAGAUAUGCGCCUGGGCUUGGGAGUUUCUCACGAAACGACUCCACUUACCUGCAGACCGACUUUACGUCACUUAUUUUGGUGGCGACAAAGCUGCGGGUUUGGAGCCUGACAAUGAGUGUAAACAGAUUUGGUUAAGUUUGGGCGUCCCCGAAAACCACGUACUCCCCGGCAACAUGAAGGACAACUUCUGGGAAAUGGGCGAAACGGGGCCUUGUGGUCCCUGCUCUGAACUCCAUUUCGAUCGUAUUGGGGGACGCGACGUUCCAGAACUUGUCAAUCAAGACGAUCCUGACGUUUUAGAAAUUUGGAAUUUGGUCUUCAUCCAAUACAACCGUGAAUCUGACGGCAGUUUGAAAUUUUUGCCCAAAAAACACAUCGAUUGUGGCUUGGGUUUGGAACGACUAGUGUCAAUAAUGCAGAAUAAAAGGUCAAACUACGACACUGACCUUUUCUUGCCCCUGUUUGACGCUAUUCAAAAAGGAACCGGGGCUCCGCCGUACGGGGGCAAAAUCGGAGAUGCCGAUAAAGACGGAAUCGAUAUGGCCUACCGAGUGUUGGCCGAUCAUGCCCGAACUAUUACAAUUGCGCUAUCGGAUGGGGGAAAUCCCGAUAAUACGGGCCGAGGAUACGUAUUGAGGAGGAUUUUGCGUCGGGCUGUGCGAUAUGCAACAGAAAAAUUGAACGCUAAACCUGGAUUUUUCUCGACUCUUGUUAAUACGGUUGUUGAAAUUUUGGGGGACACUUUUCCAGAAGUUUGCAAAGACCCGCAAAGCACUAUUGAUACGAUAAAUGAAGAAGAAGAGCAGUUUUUGAAAACAUUAUCGCGUGGAAGAAACUUGCUUAACAGAACUAUUACUAAAUUGGGUGACUCUAAAACUCUGCCAGGGGAUGUGGCUUGGAGGUUGUAUGAUACUUACGGAUUUCCGGUCGAUUUGACUCAGCUGAUGGCAGAAGAAAAGGGGCUAAAUGUCGAUAUGGCCGUUUAUGAGGAAUCGAAAAAACAAGCACAAAUUGCCUCACAGGGCAAAGGCUCGGGCGUGGAGGACACCAUCAACCUCGAUGUGCACGCCAUCACCGAGCUUCAAAACCUGGGGAUUCCCCCGACUGAUGACUCCCCCAAAUACAACUACGCUGCCAGUAGCGGCGUUAAUGAGGAGUAUAAGUUCGAAUCAUGUCAAAGCACCGUGAUAGCCCUCCGCUACAACAAGCAAUUCGUCGAUCAGGUCCACACAGGCCAAGAGUGUGGUAUUCUCCUCAACAAAACAAACUUCUACGCCGAACAAGGGGGCCAAAUUUACGACACCGGUUACAUAGUGAAAAUCGGCGACGACAGUGUGGAAUUUUCGGUAAAAAAUGUCCAAGUACGGGGGGGUUACGUCAUCCAUAUUGGGAGUCUCGAAGGCACGAUUAGUAAAGGCGAUAAGGUGGCUUUGCACGUCGAUUCGUCUCGGAGACGCCUGAUUAUGAAUAAUCACACCGGAACUCAUGUUCUAAAUUACGCCCUAAGGAAGGUUUUGGGGACUGACGCUGACCAGAGGGGGUCUUUGGUGGCCCCAGAUCGGUUGAGGUUUGAUUUUACAAAUAAGGGGGCUAUGACUGUCGAUCAGGUCAAAAAUACCGAAUUGAAUUCCAAGGAAUUGAUCUCGAGGAAUGAUCAAGUGUUUGCAAAGGAAUCGAACUUGGCUGUUGCUAAGACGAUAAGGGGGCUGCGUGCGGUAUUUGAGGAGACGUAUCCAGACCCGGUAAGGAUAGUUUCAAUUGGUAUCCCCGUUGAGAAGUUAGAAGCAGACCCGUUUAGCCCCGCUGGUGAUAAUACGUCAAUUGAAUUUUGUGGGGGCACCCAUUUGAAAUAUUCGGGCCACAUUGGUGACUUCGUAAUCGCCAGUGAGGAGGCUAUAGCUAAAGGAAUUCGGAGAAUUGUAGCUCUAACCGGUCCCGAGGCUACCAAAGCAUUAAAACGGACCGAAUAUCUUGAAAAUUGUCUUAAUGAUAUAAAAUACCUAGUCGACACUGACAAAAAUGGGGAGAAAUCGAAAGAGUUCGUUAAAAAAAUCGUUCAAUUAACAGAGGAAGUAUCGCACGCUGUCAUCCCCUAUUGGAAGAAAGAAGAAAUAAGAAAUUCGCUCAAGACUUUGAAGAAGAAUUUAGACGAUAAAGAACGCGCGACAAAGGCUGCUAUUGCAAGCCAAGUCGUGGAUCAAAUCAAAGAGUUCGUUAAGGCCAACCCGAAUUUGCCUAUUUUGGUUAAGGAGUUGAAGGCGUUUUCGAAUACCAAAGCCCUUGAUACGGCUUUAAAGCAAGUGAGGAGUUUGAGUCCCUCAACGUCGGCUCUGUUUGUCACUGUUGAUCCCGAUUCAAAUAAGAUGUUUUGUUUGGCUUCAGUAUCGAAAGAAGGGAUUGAUAAAGGAUUAAAAGCUAACGAGUGGGUGCAAGUUAUUGCGAGUAAAUUGGGAGGAAAAGGUGGGGGAAAAGCCGAUUCGGCCCAAGCAUCCGGAAGUAAUUGUGUUGGUGUUGAUGAAAUUUUGCAGUUAGCUAAACAGUUCGCAGAGUCAAAGAUUUAAUUUUUUGCCAUGAUUUUAUCUAGUAAGGGGCACGGUUUAAAUUAUUUAACUUUUUAUUACAAUAAAUAUUUACAAAUCC